Archocentrus centrarchus (flier cichlid) is the source of this 2019-nucleotide messenger RNA. Its product is annotated as ras-related C3 botulinum toxin substrate 1. NCBI's taxonomy places the organism in Eukaryota, Metazoa, Chordata, Actinopteri, Cichliformes, Cichlidae. The transcript has 6 exons. Gene Ontology annotation, biological process: small GTPase-mediated signal transduction. The record is from RefSeq and is a predicted model, not a curated record. Gene Ontology annotation, molecular function: GTPase activity; GTP binding.
AUGUCUCAGGAGUCAAGAGAGCGCGAUAAUACUGACCUCUUUGACUGGGAAAAUCAGUCAGAAAUCCCCCACGAAUGGGGUGAUGCGCCGGAAAUCCUGCUUGACCCUGAAACUGACACCAUUACUGGGGUUUUUGGCAAGAUGCCGACUCCCUUGAAAGGCUGUGGGUAAACAUGUCUGCUAAUCAGCUACACUACCAAUGCCUUCCCUGGAGAGUACAUCCCCACGGUCUUUGACAACUACUCUGCCAAUGUGAUGGUAGAUGGGAAACCAGUGAACCUGGGUCUGUGGGAUACAGCAGGGCAGGAGGACUAUGACAGGCUCAGGCCACUGUCCUACCCGCAGACGGAUGUGUUCCUGAUUUGCUUUUCACUAGUCAGUCCAGCCUCCUUCGAAACGUCCGUGCCAAGGUCAUGGUACCCUGAGGUGAGACACCACUGCCCCAACACACCUAUAAUCUUGGUCGGAACCAAGCUGGAUCUGAGAGAUGACAAGGAAACCAUCGAGAAGUUGAAGGAGAAGAAACUCUCUCCCAUCAUCUACCCUCAGGGCUUGGCCAUGGCUAAAGAAAUAAGUGCAGUGAAAUAUUUGGAGUGCUCAGCUUUGACCCAGCGUGGCCUUAAAACGGUGUUUGAUGAAGCCAUCAGGGCAGUCCUGUGCCCGCCACCUGUCAAGAGGAGGAGGAGGAAGUGCCGUAUAUUGUAACGGAGAAAAACGAGGAGUAGCAAAUACGGUCGCAAUCAGAACUCGCCUACUUGGAGGGAAAAGAUGACAACUGGGUUAUUUUCACCGUGUCCACUUUGGUAGAUCAGACUUCCAUCUGAAAGAACUUUACAGAUUUAAGCAGCUCAGAAGGGUUUCUGUCAGAUCUUUCUCUGGGUUUUACAUCUGUUUAGUCCUUUCAGGUUAACAGGAAAGACGUUAUUUUUGCUAAGGCCUUGGGGAAUGGGAGGGUGGGGGGAUUGAUUGUUGAUGUGGGGUUGAUAAUAAAAAGAAAAAACAAUCGUCAGUUUUCUGAGACAUUGUGAAGAAACGCUACAUGAAGGUGAAUUUAGCAUGAAACUACCAUAGAUUUACACUAUAAAAGAAGGAAGUUCUGCAUUGCACUCUUCCCCUACACACUAAGAGAUUCCUGUUGCCUUGAGAAAUUUUUGGUUUAGAGAGAGUUUUUUUUUUUUUUUUUUUUUUUUUUUUUGUAGAACAUUUUUUUCUCCUUUUUUCUUUUCCAUUGGACCAUUUUGUUUACAUGCAUCAUCCAACUAGACUGGGGUGCUGCAAAACUCGAUUAUCACUUGGUAGUCCCUCUGUCAACACUAUUAUACGUUUGUUUUUACCUGCACAACAUAUCGUCGUCAUGCAGUCACAAAGAAACCAUUUAACCCUAAAAUGACCUAAAAUAAUUUUUGAAGAACUGCUGCUCACAGAAUAAUUACAGGAGUGCAGCGAUCAAGCAUUAAAAAGACCGUCUCUGGUUAAUAUGUUGACAUUUAGUUGUCUUAUUCCUGAAUGUUUUCUAAAUGUAUUCAUUGGUCUUUUCUCAUUAUGUGAUCAGUGUUUUAUAACGACUGUCAGCCAUGUGAAGGUGCUGCGCAGCCAGUUUUGUUUUGCUCUCUCGUUCUUUAUUUUUCCUUAGAGUAAAGUUUCACCCCUUGUUCCCUGGCUUUUACCAAAUUCUCACCCAGAAAAGGUUUUUAUUUUUCAAGCUUCUUUUUAAUGUGUGAUACCCGCUGUGUCAUAUAGCCAUCAUAAAAGUGUGUAACAUUUCCUGUUGAUCCCAGCUAUUAUGAAGCCUGAGCCAGUGAAGUAAUAUUUGAAGGUUAAAACAGAUUUUUUUUUUUUUUAAUGCAUUUUGUUUUACGAUAUAACUUCACCAGUAACACCUACAUAUUAUUUCGAAAUGAUGGUCAAGUUGCAAGAUUGCUUUAGGGAACUCCACAUUUUAUCAGUGUUCUUUGGCACAGAGGAAGUUUGAUUUACUUUGAUUUAAUUUCUUAAUAAAUGUGGUUUCAUUUUCACAUA